AUGUCAUUUUUCGGAUUUGAUCCUAGUAUUCCACCACACCUUCAACAAGGCAGUGGUGCACCCGGGACAAAUGAAUCCUAUGACUUCCAAGAGACAUACGACGGAUUGGGGGAAGAAGUUGACGCCUUCAACGAGGAAACUUUUGGAGAUAACAAACAAGAGACAUGGAAUGAUCCUAGUGCACAGAAUCACGCUCCAGUUUUAAAGCAAAACAUCAGUUAUGCUCAAGCGGCAUCGUCUACCAAUAAUGACGAUGACUUCAUGAAUGAUCUCUGGGGAACAAGUGGUGCCAAGGAUGGUGCUGCUCAAGAGGUCCAACAGCAACAGCAGCAGCAACAACAACAACAACAACAAGCUCCCCAGGAAAAGAAAUUUUUAUCUUUGGAAGAAAUUGAAGCGCAAUUGACUGCUAUUGACCAACAACUGCAACAACAGCAACAUCCAGUUCACCCUCCUCCACAGUUUGGAUAUCCAGGGAUGAUGCCACCUCAAUUUGCUUACGGUAUGAUUCCUCCAGCUGGAUAUAUGCCAGCACCAGGUCAGUACGGACAAUUCAUGGGAGCACCAAUGCCAAUGCCACAAAUGCCUCCUAUGGGUUACCAACCUCAACUUCAGCAACAACAGCAGCCUGUUCCACAACAGCAACCUGUUCUGCAACAACAGCAACAGCAACAGCCACCUGUCCAGCAACAGCAGCCAUUGCAAGAAGCACAACCCGUUGUUCCUCAAAAUGCUCCUCAAAAUGCUGGAGUCAGAAGGACUUCUAAGGUCGACUCAGCUCAGUUUCCAGUAUUAGGAGCUAAGGGACAAUCUGGUCAACUUCACCAACAACAAUUCUCUGGUGCCCAAGAAUCUGCUGCCCCAAGUAGCUCCCCAAAGAAUGGCGGUCUUCCAUCACCUUCCUCUCAACCUUCUUUUCACUCUCCUCAGCAACGUAACCAUAACAACCAAAACUUUCAUGAUUUAACCCCUGAGCAGCAGGCUAAGUUGGCUAGAAGACAAGAAAAGGUUGCCAGAAUCAUGAAGUAUUCUGGUAUCAUGAAUCCUAGAGACAAAGAUUAUGUUACAAGAUUCCAAUUAUCACAGAUUGUCACUGAAGACCCUUACAAUGAAGACUUUUAUGCUCAAGUUUUCAAAGUUAUCCAUCCAAAAGCAAACAGUACUCAUUUACAAGAACAUUCUCAACAACAUAACUCCAUAGCUCAAGCUUAUUUGGAACAAAGUGGACACAGAUUAGGUGGUCGCUUCAAGAGAGCAGAUGUUGCUUUGCAAAGAAUGCAACAACAAGUUCAAAAGGCUGUCACUGUUGCCAAGGAAAGACCUAAGUUAACCCAAUACGCUAGGGAAGGUGCCUUAGGUAAAAUUUCUUUUGGUAAUGGUAAAAAACCAAGACAACAAUUAGAAAUUUUCAGUCAGGCCGCUCAGAGAGAAAUAGAGAAACAGGAACAAUUGGAGAAAGAGGCUGCUGUUGAGGCAAGCAUUGCCAAGGGUGAAUCUGAUGAAGCCAAGCCUUCAGAUGCUCAAGAAGAUAAGAGUGAAUUCACUAAGGAAUCUACACCAGUUUCCAAGAGGCCACUUUCAAUUUCUGCCCCAUCUCCUUCUACUUCUUCUACUUCCAAGUCUUACUCAAAGAAAGAUGUAAUGAGUAUUUUAGAAAAUAUAAUCACCAAGGUCAUGAACUUAGAAAGUGCCUCAAGAUUAAAUCCACAAGACGUCGACACCAAAGAAUUAUGGGAGUCUUUGCAUAUUUUGGAUCAGCCAUCUACUUCUGCCUCUACCAUUCUGGAAGGUGAAGUCAACCCAUUUAUACAAUGUCUUAACCAUAAUAAGGCAUUAAAAAUUUUACCAAGAUUAUUCAAGUUUUUGUCUAGAGAACAGAUCUUAACUAUUGUUACAUUAAUAAUGUCUAAUUUGGAAAACUUAUAUGUUAUCAAGAAGGGUUCUUAUACUACUUACCCUGAUAAGAUUGUUCCUCUUCCAAUCUUGAAGCUUAUCGAAACGUACACAUUGACCUUCUCCAAGGUUUUGAUGAACUCAGUACAGGAUUUUAAAUUCAAUGAAAUCAUUGGAUUGUUGGUUAUUUUGAUUGGACACAAUAACGUUUCAUUCGUUUCAACCACAAAGAUUGGUUUGUCCAUUUUAACAACUCUUUUGUCUCGUGCUGAGUUGAUCAAGGGAGAAGGAGUUAAUAUUUCUGCCACCGACUUAAGUGAAUGGUCUUCUUGUUACGAUGAAUUAUUCACUUCGUUGGAAAGUAGAAUCUCGGCUAUUUUCCCUCCAAACCCUCAAGAUAUCGACGAUGGUUCUUCAAGAGAAAACUACGUAUGGCAAUUUUUGGCUACUUUGUCAUUGGGAGGCAAGUUGAGUCAUCAAAGAAUUAUUGUUGAUGAAGUUAGAGAUGAAAUCUUUGGAGUCAUGAAUAGAGCGAAGUCAAUUGACAAUAGUGAUAUUGCCAAUUUGUACAAAAAGCAAAACUUAUUAAAUAACUUGAAUAUGUAUUUAGUUGUUAUGGGUUUGGUUGCAGACGAGUCUGAAAUUAAGGAGCUUCAAAGUUAA
This is a messenger RNA of Dujonia railenensis, 2556 nucleotides long. The record is from the annotation of a GenBank genome assembly. Lineage: Eukaryota; Fungi; Ascomycota; Pichiomycetes; Serinales; Debaryomycetaceae.